This is a messenger RNA of Rhagoletis pomonella (apple maggot), 2719 nucleotides long. RefSeq lists its product as uncharacterized. The coding region runs from base 137 to 2245 and encodes 702 amino acids. Lineage: Eukaryota; Metazoa; Arthropoda; Insecta; Diptera; Tephritidae. The record is from RefSeq and is a predicted model, not a curated record. The transcript has 6 exons.
CCUUUUUAAUUGAAUAAAAAUACGAGUUACUAAUGGCAUUGAAGUGAAAAUUAAUUAACAACAGAAACAACAACAAUAACAAGUAUUAAAUUUACAACAGAGAGUGUAAGCAAAUCGCAGCAGUGUAGUCGAUGUGAUGCCAUCGCGACGGGCGGGUGGCGGCACAGUGCGACGCAAGCACGCAAUUGGUAAUCUACGUCGCGCACAUCCCGCCUCGGGUGCCACAUGGAAUGUGCAGGUGGUGCGCGGUAAAAUGUCAUCUAAAUGCCUCUGGCAUGCAUGUCGCGCACUGAUACUGGGCUUAACGCUGAUGGUACUUGGCGCCGGUAUGGCUAUAAUAGGCUAUUAUGCGGACUACCUUUCUACGGGCUCUGAGCUGCGCGGCAAUGCAACGGUGAGGGUCAAAAAUGAUCUAAAAGGUUUCCAUCUCAACAACCUAUCCUACGUUGGACCGAUUGUGAUGGGCUUUGGUGGUUUCAUAGUUGUAGCUUCUUGUGUUAUGACAUUCGAGGCGCGCGACUCGGCGGCUAAGGUGGUGCCGGCGCGUUUUCGUGCCGGAACUGGCGGCAGUAAGUCGACGGUGCGUAGCAAUCAGAGCAGCGCAACUUCACAAAGGCGUGCCAUUGGCAUUCAACUGCAAAGCACGCGUUGGGAUCAACAGUUCGGCGUAUUUCGCACAUCACCCGCCGAACCGCCACCUCAGGUCACGCCACAGCCCUUCGAUCGGGAGGCGCUUACAGCCGAGCUUAUCAAAUUCUCCAAGUCACUCAGCGCAUCCGCUCGCUUUUCUCCACAACUACGACGCCUCACCCACACUGGUUCUGUGCCAAAUCUCUCCACACAUGUCCCCCAUCCCAUCGCUUACUCCACUAACCUCUCACAUUUGCUUUCGCCGAAUCACAAACCGCUCCUGUUGCUGGAACAAAAACGUAACCGACACCAUCAUCGGCAUCAUCAUCACCACCACCACCACAACCACAAUCGCAAUACGCACACCAGCAGCAGUGGACGGCAGGUAAAGACGCGUGGGUCGCGCAUUAGCAAUAGUUUGGUGCAACGCAAUACCCGUGAGAAUGGUGGUCCUUGUGCGUUGCUUCAGCCUCCAUCAACCAACAAACUGUACUGGCAUGCAGCCUCUUUCGAUGAUGGUGCGCGUGUGGAAAAGCCGUUAUCGCGAGCUACGGUAGCCGAUAUGGCGCGUCGCUCGGACACAGCUAAACGUCAUGUGCUGGCACGACAAAAGCCCAUCGAACAGGAAGAGGACAAAAGUAGUCCGCUAGGCAAUCGCAGAUCCUCUACAAUGUCAGACUCAUCGUAUAGCGGCCGCUGGACGGCACGCUGCGCAUCAAUGGCUAGCCGCGCCUCAAGCAUCGAUUCACGACGCAUUCAAGUUGAUUUGCAUAGCCCUGAGGUCAUGCCAAAAUCCAUACUGCGCUCACCGAAGAGGUAUAGUUCAGGACCAUCGGCAACACCAUCGGUGGAGAAGGAAUUUAGAAGCCAACUAAGCGUUUGUUCAGAGCCACCUGCAGCCAUACACCAACUAUCCGGUCAAUCGAGCUUGGAACCUUGUUUCCCUGAAGAGAACAUCGAUAAUACAGAUGAAAAAUCGCCUGCCAGCGUCAAUGGCGUAGCGUUAUCACCGGAUGCGCUUAACGUUGCCAUACAAACUGUUUCGAUGACAUCUGUGCACCAAGUAGAGGAUUGUGCGUCGCCGCCGCCCCCUCUGCCCAAAAAAUUGAAUAGCAUCCUAAAGAAGGCACGUCCCGAAACGCUUUCGCUCGCAUCAUCCAGCGUGAAACCCACUAUAGCAAGUGAAUUGAAUAAAUCGCUCUGCCGCAGCAAUUCUUCGCGCACAUUCUAUCGACCAAAGUCCCAACUGCCUAACGAAUCAGACGAUAGUAUCUUCUUUAUACGUUCGUCAAGUGAGCGACAAAGUAUCGAUAGUAAUGACCUAUACGAUUCUGUGCAGGUAAUAAACGAAAGGCGAACAACGCUGUUGCGUACAGAGAGCGAAGCAGCGCUAAGCGGUAGCGUGCAAAAAGCUGGAAGCUUCUCGCUUUUAACUGAAAUACCCGAGCGCGCGCAAAAUAAUUCGAUAGAUGUGGAAGAUUGUAGUAAUACUACUGGCGUUGAUGACGCAACGAUGAAGGCACAAAAAGAAACCACCGUGGAAAUUGAGCCUGAGGAAACAUCACUACCGUUAAAUCAAAAGCAGGAGUCACAAUGUGAACCAAAGAGUACAUAAAUCGAAUGUAAUGUAUGUAUGUAUGCCGAUGAUCUAAAUAGCAAAUAAUAACUUAUUUAUGUAUAUGUAUGUAAUGUAGUAGAAGCCCUUAGAAAUAGGCACGUUUUAUACCAAAAGUUCAGAAAACAUAGGCAAGUACACACUAUUUACUAGCGUUGGUAUACACAUACUUUGUUAUAACUAGAAAUGAAACUUCAAUUAAAUCAGUUAGUGAAUUACGAUUAACAAGUAUAUUUAUUAAGAAAUUCAAACAAUUGUUUCAAACUAAGAUAAAGUUACAUACACUCCGAUGCAUUUGAAUAGGGACAAUGCUUUUUCUUGCGUUUCUUUCUGGGUUAUUUUUCUUUUAUUUAAUUCAGGGCCAGAAAAUAAUAGUUAUUUUCAAAAUUUCAAUUCUAAAAGUCAGUCGGAAAGAAUUAGUCUUUUUAACAUUUGUAUAUAGCAAUGUGAUGCUUGUUCGCCAAGGAAUGUUAA